This is a messenger RNA of Canariomyces notabilis, 2228 nucleotides long. RefSeq names its product putative cytochrome P450 monooxygenase. The transcript has 3 exons. Gene Ontology annotation, molecular function: monooxygenase activity; heme binding; iron ion binding. The record is from RefSeq and is a predicted model, not a curated record. The coding region runs from base 372 to 2228 and encodes 618 amino acids. NCBI's taxonomy places the organism in Eukaryota, Fungi, Ascomycota, Sordariomycetes, Sordariales, Chaetomiaceae.
GUGUCUUGCUGUGGCACUUGAGACUACUGUCGUAGUACACAUGCAUACCUAGGUAGGUUGGUACGUUCAAUGUUAUCUUUUUUCCUAGGUAAGAUAAGUAAGGCACCUUCAUUCCGGUGUCCUAGUGCGCGGGCCAAUCCAUGUGUACUUCCAGCCGUAUAUCGUAUCGACGACAUGGACGGACUGUGCUGCGUGCGAGAGUGAAUGCAUGCGUCCAGUCCGCAACCCUGGUGUUCAGGGGUAAAUGGGGUCCAAAACGGUGCAUGCUUGCCAAGGUGUUGUAUUGACCAAAAAGGGGAGCUCUGCCAAAACGGAAACCAUGACUGCCAACAUGCUGUUGGCAGCUUCAGCUAUGUAAGUUGGCUCCCUCCAUGUUUGUUGGUUGUCAGACUGGAGACAAUGACGGCCUGGAAAAACUCGCUACUCAGCGUUCACGGCUGCACAUAGCUUAUACUGUUCGAUCGUGCUCCCAAGGUUCGCAUUGCCAUCAAUCCCAACGGGCCACCAUCAUGCUUCAGUACCUGCUGACCGCCGCUUUGGCGUACGUCGUGUGGACGCUCGUUUGUCUGGAGCUCAACGUGCGCAAGGCGCGGGACAUGAAGGUGCCCUAUGUGCGCAUUCCCAUCGACUCCAACAACAUCCCCUGGACCAUUGUCCAGCCUUUGGUCUACAACCUCCUGGAUCGGCUGCCCAUCACGUGGUCGUCUUACCCAGACUUUGUUCGCUAUUCUCGCCGAGGAUGGUCUUUUGCGGACAAGGCCCAGGCAACCGUGCGCCUGGGGCCCGUCUGGGCCCUGGUGACCCCUGUGGGCGUGUAUCUUCACAUUUCCGACCCGGGCGCCAUUCAGGAGAUUCUCACGAGGCGCAAGGACUUUCCUCGGCCGUACAAGGAGCUUCAGCUCCUCGAGGUGUACGGCCCAUGCAUUUCCACAGCCGGGUGGGAAGACUGGCCGCGCCAUCGGAAAGUGCUCGCCUCGCCCUUUAACGAGAGCAUAAUGAAGUUUGUCUGGAGCGAGUCGAUCAGCCAAGCCAGAGCCAUGCUGCGCUACUGGACGAACCUAUCCUCAGCCGGCAUUCCGAGCGUGCAACGGGACAUACGCACCGUCUCGCUCAACGUGCUCGCGGCUAUAGCCUUUCGCAAGUCGUACGACUUUUACGGCUCUUCCGAGCCCUCGGUUGACGAUACAAACAGCUACCGCGAUGCCUUGAUGACCGUCCUCGACGGGGUUAUCCCCCUGCUGUUGAUCCCGUACAAAAUCCUGGCUUCUUCCUGGCUACCAUUGCCAAAGGGGCUGGCAAAACUUGGCAAGGCAGCCGUCGCGUACAAAAAGCACAUGAUGACGAUGCUAGAGGACGAGUUGGCUGCCCUCAACCAAGGCACCCCUGGAUCCGGGGGCGUCAUGACGGCCUUUGUGCGCGCUCUGGACGUGCACAAGCGGGAAACCGCCGUCUCACCACCGCCGGCCAGAGAAGACCGCAAGGGUCUCUCAGUCGACGAGAUCUUGGGCAACCUCUUCGUGCUCAACUUUGCAGGCCACGACACCACGGCCAACACGCUUGCUUUUGCCACCCUUCUUCUGGCGGCCCACCCCGAGGUGCAGGACUGGCUCGCGGAGGAGAUCAAGCUUGUCACGAAGAACAGUACAGAGGAGUGGGAUUACAAAACCAUGUACCCGCAACUCAAGCGCUGCCACGCCGUCUUCCUCGAGACGCUCCGCCUGUACCCACCUGUCAUGAUCAUCCCCAAGACAGUCACCCAACCACAGACACUCGAGGUCGGCAAACGGACGCUCACCAUCCCGCCCCCGACGGGCGUAAGCGUGUGCGCCAUGGCGGUGCAGACCAACCCGGAUUUCUGGGGGCCGGAUCCGCUGGCCUGGAAGCCCGCGCGGUGGAUCAUGAACCCGGCACCGCGUUCAGGUUCGUCGCCGCCUACCGAGGGUCAGCUCGCGGGUGAAGAGCUGCUUGUCCCGGAGAGGAAUACGUUUCUGGCCUGGUCUGAAGGCCCCCAGAGCUGUCCUGGGAGAAAGUUCUCUGAGGUGGAGGCUACGGCGGUUAUUGCGUGUUUGGUUGAGGGGCAUCGAUUGAGUGUGAAGAGGGAGGCUGGGGAGAGUGAUGAAGACGCGAGGAAGCGGGCUGUGGAGUGUGUGAAUGAUGUGAAUAUGGAGAUGCUGCUUAAGAUGGUGGAUGCGGAUAGGGUAAAGCUUGUUUGUAGCAGGGUAGACUGA